AUGACUUUCAAUUGGAUGCAAGGAGUAUUCUUUGCUUUUUUGAAGUGUUUUGGUGUUGAAUUUGUCGAAGAUCGUGCAUGUGAAGAUAGUUCUUCGAGUAGAAACAAGAAAAGCUUUCUAAAUUUUUCAGAACUAUCACUCUCAAAUACUCAAACUAAUAAUGGGAGUUCAAUAGAAAAGAGUAGUAAUUAUGUCUCAAUUUCUCAAUUAUUAUUAGAAAGCAAUAUUAAUCCAUCUAGUCAAAAAAAUGCAAAAGAGCAUGCUAGUGUGAAGUUGAGUAAGUUGGUGGAAAUUUAUAGCGACAAGAAGAGAGACCAAGUAUAUGGUGUUGAUGUUCUUUCAUCAUCCUUAAAUAAAGAACCAUCAGAAUUAAAGUCAGAUGAAAUUAUUACAACCAUUGAUUCAGACACAAAACCUCAUGCAUGUACAUUUAGUGAAAAUUCAUUAUUCACAAAUACUCAAACUCUUCAAAGGCUUACUCAACCUUGCGAAUGUCCACUUGAUAUUUUAUAUUCCUUUCAACAUUCACUCCAAAAAAGGAAAAAGGCUAGAAUCGGGCCCUUGCAUAUUUAA
Vicia faba (fava bean) is the source of this 573-nucleotide messenger RNA. The record is from the annotation of a GenBank genome assembly. NCBI's taxonomy places the organism in Eukaryota, Viridiplantae, Streptophyta, Magnoliopsida, Fabales, Fabaceae.